CAUUUACAGCUCGUGUUUAUAUAACGCGAGCAUCUACUGUAGGUCAACCUACAGAUUGUUUGCAUAUUAAAUAAUUGCACUUGAGAUAAGCCAUGGCAGAGCAAACAAAGCAAUCAUUAAGUCAUUUGCAUCGAAAUGCUGCAAUUGUCAAGUCUCAUCUGCGUGCUGCUGUCGCUAACUUGGCCUGCAGCAGUGCAAGGCUUGGCUGGAAGCUUACGUCCGCCAUGGUGGCUCGCUCGCAGGCAAACGGCAGCGAGCGUCUGGCAGCUGCGACAGCGCUUUGUGCUGGAUCUGGUGCUGCAGGUGCAUAAGCCAUUGCUGCAGGCGCAGCUGGUGGAGCUGGGGCAAGAGCUUAACGCCGAUGCGAGCAACUACAAAGAGGGCACUUGGGAGAGCUUGUCGGACUUUAUGACACGUGUGCAGGAGGAUCGCAUGCUGGGCAUAUACAGCAUGUAUAGCCAGCUGGAGCUGGAGCUGCCGCAGCAGCUGCUCGGACUCUAUCGCUUUCUAGCGCUGGCCAAGGACUGGCGCCAGUUUCAGCGCAACGCCUGCUAUGCGCGCACUCACUUCAAUGCUGUGCUUUUUGUCAAUGCGCUGCAGCUGGCGCUGGAGCAGCGACAGGACACACAGGACCUGCAGCUGCCUGGCAUGCACGAGCUGCUGCCGCAGCUGUAUUUCGAUAGAAAUGUUAUACUGGCCGCACAACAAGUCAACUGGCAGCAGCUGGCGCCGGUGCCUUUGGUAACCAAACAUAAUCUGAAAGCAAAAUUGUAUGCGCUGCUGCAUCCGAGCUUCCGGCUAGCACUGGAGCUGGACUUGAUGCCUGCUACGCCAGUUGUUGUGGCAGCUGCAGCGCCGCGGCCAGAGCUUAGCUUGGAUGUGCAGUUGAAUGGACACUGGAGCAGGCUUAUCAGUCGCCUAAUGAUCUAUGCAGACUAUAGGCCAGCUAUAAUUGAUGGCGAUCGCUUGAUGGCAUUUGGCAGUGAGCGAGCUGCGCUUGCUUAUCGCCAGACUCUGGAGCGUGGCAGCCAUGCCGAAGCGGCUCAAGUGCUGCUGCACAAUGUGCAACAGUUUGUGGCGCUGCUAGCCAUGGAGGAACAACUAACGGGCGUGCCUACAAUGCAGAGCCUGCAGCUGGAAUUGCUGACAACAUUUGGUGUGCCCUAUCAGCAGACUCAAGUCAACUUUCAAGCUGUGCAGCAGCUAAUCAGGGCAGCGGUUCAGCAAUUGGAUGAGCAGCUAAAAGCGCAUGCAGCUGUUAACUGGCUAACUGUGGCACAGAUCUUGGGCAGACACUACUUUCAACUCUGUCGUCGCAUAAGCUUGGCUAUCAAUGGCCAACAAGUCAGUCCAAAUCUGCUGGGCAUGGCUACUGCCAAUCUGCGUGAUCCCAUUUAUCGUGAGCUGCUCAAGCAGCUGGCACAGCUAAGUGCAACUUAUGCAACACCAACAAAAGCCAAGCAGCAGCAGCAGCAGCAGCUGCUGCUGAUAAAGCAAAUCAAUGUGGAUACUUUGCACACCUUUGAGCAGCCUCUGGACUCGGAUCUCAUUAACUUGGUGGACCAGCAGCUGCUGCAGACGCAGCGCAAUAAUCUUCAGUACAUAAGGCGACGCCUUGUGGCACGCCAAACGCGUUUGAAUCACAAAGCUUUCAACAUCAGCUACCACUUGCAUGCCCAGACUCCAAUGAUUCUGCUUGCACGCUCCUAUUUGUUGCUACCUGGCCACAAGCACAUCCGACUGCUGCUUGAUAGCUUCGUCUUGGAGCUGACAGCGGGCGAGCAUGUGCUGCAGCGUCACUUUCCCUCCGCUGGCUUUGAGUCCACACUCAGCGAGCUCUAUGAGGCCAGAGAGGCGCAGGAUCUAGCUGCGACUAACAUAGGCUCCUGUUUAUUUCCACCACACUUGCUGCUGCCUCGAGGCACCGUGGCAGGUCGCAAAUUACAACUUUCGGUGGAGUUUAUACGCUGGAAUAAUACGGACGCAAAGGCGAAUUGCCAAUCGCUUGGCAGUGUGUUGGAUUGGAAUGCACCUGUGCUGGCAAGCUCGUUAGCAGAUGUAACAAUCCAGCAUGAAGAAUUUAAUGUGACUUAACUGAUAAAUAAAUAGAAAUAAAUAUGUAAGGUUCGACCACAAUCAAA
Drosophila busckii is the source of this 2141-nucleotide messenger RNA. Its product is annotated as fat-body protein 1. Bases 136 to 2094 code for a protein of 652 amino acids. The transcript has 2 exons. Lineage: Eukaryota; Metazoa; Arthropoda; Insecta; Diptera; Drosophilidae. The record is from RefSeq and is a predicted model, not a curated record.